Molecule: messenger RNA, 753 nt
Organism: Saccharomyces paradoxus
Lineage: Eukaryota; Fungi; Ascomycota; Saccharomycetes; Saccharomycetales; Saccharomycetaceae
Gene: UBC6
Product: E2 ubiquitin-conjugating protein UBC6
Exons: 1
Coding region: 1-753 (250 amino acids)
Source: RefSeq, a predicted model, not a curated record
AUGGCUACGAAGCAAGCUCAUAAGAGAUUAACAAAAGAGUACAAGUUGAUGGUGGAAAAUCCUCCUCCAUAUAUUCUUGCCCGUCCUAAUGAAGACAACAUUUUAGAGUGGCACUACGUCAUCACAGGCCCUGCCGAUACUCCUUAUAAGGGAGGUCAAUAUCAUGGUACUUUAACUUUCCCAUCUGAUUAUCCGUACAAGCCACCAGCUAUCAGAAUGAUAACACCGAAUGGACGUUUCAAGCCCAACACACGAUUAUGCCUCUCCAUGAGUGAUUAUCACCCUGACACCUGGAAUCCUGGCUGGUCUGUAUCUACCAUUUUAAAUGGGUUACUGAGCUUCAUGACUAGUGAUGAAGCUACGACAGGAUCGAUUACCACGUCAGACCAUCAAAAGAAGACAUUGGCAAGGAAUUCCUUAAGUUAUAACACUUUUCAAAAUGUUAGAUUCAAAUUGAUUUUUCCUGAAAUUGUAGAAGAAAAUGUAGAAACAUUAGAAAAGAGAAAAUUGGUUGAAGGGGAUGCUGCAAAUACGGGCGAUGAAACAGAAGACGCUUUUACAAAGGCUGCCAAGGAAAAAGUCAUUUCUUUGGAGGAAAUUCUGGAUCCUGAAGACAGAAUACGCGCUGAACAAGCGUUGAGACAAUCAGAAAUUAAUUCCAAGAAAAAUGGCAAAGAACCCAAUGGUAGCUCUUCCAUGGUUUAUAUUGGUAUCGCUAUUUUUUUGUUUUUGGUUGGCCUUUUUAUGAAAUGA